AUGGGGGACAUGGGCACAUGGGGACACCAUGGGGACACAGGGACACGGGACAUGGGGACACCAUGGGGACAUAAUGGGACACAGGGGACACAGAUGGGGGAAGGAGGGGAGGGGGUGGGGCAUGACGGGACACAUGGGGACACAUCGAGGCAUGGGGACACUUUGGGGCACAGGCGCUGCGUGUGUCCCCCGCCCCCCCAGGCUCUGCCCCAACGACCCCGCGUCCCCUCAGUGUCCCCGUGUCCCCUCAUCCCCCUGUCCCCAUGUCCCUGUCCCCACCGUCCCCCCCUGUCCCCGUCCCCGGCGUCCCGUGGUUCCUGCAUCUCUGUGUCCACCCGUGUCCCCGUGUCCCCACCCGGCUGUCUUGCGGGUGUCUGCGCCCCGGGUGUCACCCGAACCGGGCACCCCUGUGGGGACAUCGUUGGGGGACACAGGAGGGGACACAGGGGACACCCUGCAGUGACAGGGAUGGUGGCUGGGGAUGGCAGGACGGGGCGGUCACCCUGGUGACAAGACACUAUGGGUGACAGGGGCAGGGUGUCACUGUAGGUGACGGUGGCUUGUGGGCAACUGAGCUGUCAUGGUGGGUGGCAGGGACAGCCACCCCCCGGUGUGACAGUUGCCAUGGUGACAGGGAUGGGCUGUCUCUUUGGGUGACAGUGGCCUGCGGGUGAGAGGGUGGUCACGAUGGGUGGCAGGACAGGCUGUCCCUCAGGGUGACAGUGGCCCUGGGUGACAUGGAAAGGCUGUCCCCGUGGGUGACAGGGACAGAGUGUCACUGAGGGUGGCCUUGUCUGUGGGUGGCAGGGUUGUCACUGUGGGUGACAGGGAUGGGCUGUCUCUCAGGGUGGCAGUUGCCACGGGUGACAAGGGCAGGGUGUCACGGAGGGUGGCAGUGGCUGUGGGUGACGAGAACAGGGUGUCACUGUGGGUGACAGUGGGUGACAGGGAUGGCCUGGCCCUCUGGGUAGCGGUUGCCAUGGUGACAGGACUGCCAUCCCGCCAGGUGACGGUUGCCAUGGCGAUGGGGAAAGACACCCGCAAGUGACAGUUGCUAUGGUGAUGAGGACAGCCAUCUCUCCAUGUACUGGCUGCCGUGGUGACGGGGACAGACACCCCCCCCCAUCUCUACGUGUAGUGGUUGCCAUGGUGAUGGGGACAUCCAUGUCUCUGGGUGUCGGUUGCUAUGGCAACAGGAACAGCAUCUCUUCGUGUACCGGUUGCCGUGGUGACAGGGACAGCCAUGUCUCCAGGUGACGGUUGCCAUAGCGAUGAGGACAGCCAUCUCUCCGUGCACCGGUUGCUAUGGUGACGGAAUCCCCCCCCCCCCCCCCCCGGUUCCCAGGGCAACGGGCGGCGGGGGCGGGAAAGGGGCGGGGCCUCCCUCCAGCCCCGCCCCCCCGGCAGCGCAACGCCUCCGCUCAGGCGCAAACCCCUCGCCCCCGCCCCCUUCUCCCCGCCCCUCCGUGACGUAGCGCGCCGUGAUUGGCCCGGCGGCGGGGGGGGCGGGGCGCGGCGGGCGGCGGGCUCUGGAAGGUUCCGGCGGCCCCUCAGUGAGGCGGCGGCGGGAGGCGGCGGCGGGGCCCGGCGCGAUGGGGAAGGACUAUUACCGCACGCUGGGGCUGGCCCGCGGCGCCUCGGCCGAGGACAUCCGGCGGGCCUACCGCCGGCAGGCCCUGCGCUUCCACCCCGACAAGAACAAGGAGCCCGGGGCCGAGGAGCGCUUCAAGGAGGUGGCCGAGGCCUACGACGUCCUCAGCGACCCCAAGAAGCGGGAGAUCUUCGACAAGUACGGGGAGGAGGGGCUGAAAGGAGGAGCCCCGACCUCUGGGCCAGGGGGAUCCAAUGGCCCCACCUUCACCUACACCUUCCGGGGCGACCCCCACGCCAUGUUCGCCGAAUUCUUCGACGGUCGCAACCCCUUCGACACCUUCUUCGUCCAACGCAACGGGGAUGACGACGACGGUGACGACGCUUUCACCGCUUUCCACGUGGGAGGUUUCGGUAGCGUCAGCUUCCCCCGGGGUCGAGGAGGACCAGAAGGUGCCUGCCGUAAGCAAGACCCCCCGGUUCUGUACGACCUGAAGGUCUCCCUGGAGGAGAUCUACACCGGUUGCACCAAGAAGAUGAAGAUCUCCCACAAGCGUCUCAACCCUGACGGGAAGACGGUGCGUAACGAGGACAAGAUCCUCACCAUCGAGGUGAAGCGAGGUUGGAAGGAGGGCACCAAGAUCACCUUCCCCAAGGAGGGCGACCAGACCCCCAACAACAUUCCCGCUGACGUCGUCUUUGUCCUCAAAGACAAACCUCACGGCGUUUUCCGCCGGGAGGGCUCGGACAUUAUCUACCCGGCGAAGAUCAGCCUCCGUGAGGCCCUCUGCGGCUGCACGGUCAACACCCCCACCCUGGACGGCCGCACCAUCCCCAUGGUCUUCAAGGACGUGCUGAAGCCGGGGGUGAAGCGCCGCAUCCCGGGGGAGGGGCUGCCCUACCCCCGCUCCCCUGACCAGCGCGGGGACCUCAUCAUCGAGUUCGAGGUCAAGUUCCCCGACAGGAUCCCCCCGUCUUCCAAGACCCUCCUGGAGCAGAUCCUGCCCGUCUAGCACCCCCCCCCCCCCCCUCCUCAACCCCCCGCCACCCCCCCCCCCCAAAACCCGGUCUGGGGGGGGGGCUUGGGGUGGGGUUUGGACCUUUUUGGGACCAUGCUGGGGGUGGGGGGGUGGUGGCUCCUGCUGCCCACUCCAGGUUCUGGGCUGAGAAUGGCUCCUCAAACAUCUCCAGUCUUGGGCGGGGGGGGGGCUUGGUGUCCUCAGCGCCCCCCGCCCCCCUCCCCCCCCAACGUUGGGGGUCUGGCUGUGGUGGGGUGUCCUCAUCCCCCCUGUCUUAGAGCUUCGGGGCGGGGGGGGAGCUUGGGGUGUCCUUGGUGUCCCCCUGCACCCCAUCUUCUGGGUCUGGGGUGGGGGGGGGGGUUUAGGUGUCCUCAUCCCCCCCCCCCCAGUCUUAGAGCCUGAGGUGGGAGGGGGGCCUUGGGGUGCCCCCCUUCCACCCCCCCCCACCCCAUCGUGGGGGUCUGGGGGGGGUGGGGCAGGGUGACGGUGACUGAUCUCAAGGUCUUGAGGUGGCCUCGUCCCCCACCGUCUUGGAACUCUUGAGGGUCCCAGGGUGUCCUCAUUCCCCCCCGCCCCCCCCCCCAUCAUCUUGGGGGGGGUCUGAGGUUGGUGGGGUGUCCUCGGCCCCCCUGUCUCAGAGUUUGGGGGUGUCCUUGGUCUUCCCCCCCCCCCCCCAUCUUGGGGGUCUGGGGCGGGGGAGGUGACCUCGACCUCGUGUCUUAAGGCUUUGGGAGUCCUGAGGUGUCCUUGUCCCUGUGUCCCCCCCCCAUCUUGGGGCUCCUGGUGUCCUUGCCCCCCCCCCCGCUUAUCUGGGGUUCUUGGGGUGUCCUUGUCCCGUCCCCCCCCCCUCAUCUCCAUGUUCUGGGGGUCCUGAGGUGUCCUCACCCCCCCCCCCCAACUCCGCUCUGGGGGUCCCCAGGUAUUUUUGUCCCUUCCCAUCUUGGGGCUCCUGCUGUCCUUGUCCCCGUGCUCUGGUGGCCCUGGGGUGUCCUUGUGUCGUCCCCCCCCCCCCCCCCCCCCGCAAUUUGGGGGUCUUGGGGUGUCCUUGUCCCCAUCUCCAUGCUCUGGUGGCCCUGGAGUGUCCUUGUCCCGGACCUGCCCUCCCCUCCCCCCCCGUUUGGGGGUCUUGGGGUGUCCUUGUCCCCCAUCUCUGUACCUUGGUGGCCCUGGGGUGUCCUUGUCCAUGUGUCGUCCCCCCCCCGUUUGGGGGUCUUGAGGUGUCCUUGUCCAUGUCCCCCCCCCCAAUUUGGGGGGUCUUGGGGUGUCCUUGUCCCCAUCUCCAUGCACUGGUGGCCCUGGGGUGUCCUUGUCCAUGUCCCCCCCCAAUUUGGGGGUCUUGGCGUGUCCUUGUCCCCAUCUCCAUGCUCUGGUGGCCCUGGGAUGUCCUUGUCCCCCCCCCAAUUUAGGGGGGGUCUUGGGGUGUCCUUGUCCCUCAUCUGUGCUCUGGUGGCCCUGGGGUGUCCUUGUCCACGUCCCCCCCCCCCCGAGUUUGGGGGUCUUGGGAUGUCCUUGUCUGUGUCCUCCCCCAAUUUGGGGGGGUCUUGGGGUGUCCUUGUCCCUCAUCUGUGCUCUGGUGGCCCUGGGGUGUCUUUGUCCCCC
Chroicocephalus ridibundus (black-headed gull) is the source of this 4208-nucleotide messenger RNA. RefSeq names its product DnaJ heat shock protein family (Hsp40) member B1 (gene DNAJB1). Gene Ontology annotation, molecular function: Hsp70 protein binding; transcription corepressor activity. The transcript has 3 exons. NCBI's taxonomy places the organism in Eukaryota, Metazoa, Chordata, Aves, Charadriiformes, Laridae. Gene Ontology annotation, cellular component: cytosol. The record is from RefSeq and is a predicted model, not a curated record. The coding region runs from base 1593 to 2603 and encodes 336 amino acids. Gene Ontology annotation, biological process: negative regulation of transcription by RNA polymerase II.